AACAUGCUCAAGUCAGACUCUGGCUGAUUGAAAGUAGAGGGGCGCCGUUUGCUCUUAAAGGGACCGUAGCCUCGAUACUCGGCAAGGCCUGUAAAGGAGGGGGAAUCGGCGGAAGCUGGCGGCAACAGCAGGACGGAGUUCAACAGUGCCUUUCCAGGUGAAGUUCAAAGACCGCUUUUGAGUUCUCCUUGCCUGCAGUUGUCAUCCCUGCCUUGGCCAUUGGUGUAGUUGGGGGAUGGAUUUUGAUCUCCCAGCACAGUUACAUCCCCUUUGAACCUACUGUGAACUUCAAGAGAGGCUGGAUAAAUGGAGCAGGAGUGCCUAGCUCUUGUUGCUGCCUGUGUUCAAACAUCUCAGUUGCUCAUACAACAAUGGAUGCUCAACAGACGUGCCGUGAUUUUUGCCAUAGCCAGAAUCCUGCAGCGCAGGCGCUUCCGACGAUCAGCUGCAGUGCUGCGGCGUAUCCUCUCCGCGAGCGUGCGACGCAAGAGAGCCCUGCUACGCCUUCACCGAAAUGCUAUUGUCUCUGUGGUCACCAUGGUAUACUCCUCUUCUCCUGCCCUGCACUAUGAGCAUGAGCUGAUGGCCUUGUCGGAGAGAUCACAUUGGAUGCUUCCAAGAUGCAGUGAAUGGUGGGAGCGGAUGAUUUCUUCAGAGCAGGAUGACAGGUGCUGGAUUUCUUUGUUCCGAAUGUCACGCUCUACACUUAUGUAUAUCGCAGAGGAGUUGCGCCCCGCCUUGCAGCGUCGAGACACUGGCAUGCGGUCACACAUACCUGUUGAAAAAAGGGUUGCCAUGACCAUCUGGAAGUUAGCUCACCAUGACAGUUACAAGACCGUCUCAGAACUCUUUGGGGUGGGAAUUUCAUCUGCUUGCUCAAUAUUUGAAGAGGUCUGUGAGGAAAUAAACAGCAGGCUGUUGACUCAGACAAUUCAGUUGGGAGACCCAGAGCAAAUCAUGGAAGGCUUCAAAGAGAUGGGCUUCCCCAACUGUCUGGGCGCAAUUGAUGCCAUACACAUCUCUAUACUUUGCCCACCAUUUUCAGCUGACUCUUACAUUAAUUGUAAAGGCUUCUAUUCAAUGGUAUUGCAGGCCCUGGUGGACAGCAGAUCUCGCUUCACUGAUAUCUAUGUUGGCUUUCCUGAGCGGUCUCACGAUUCCCGCAUCCUGCACAACUCUCCUUUUUUCAACAGUAUGGAUGAGGGUACCUUUGGGCCACAAACUCCAUUGGUGCUGGAGGGGGUCUCAAUGACUCCAGUCAUAAUUGGAGAUCAUGCAUAUCCACUUCGCCCCUGGUUAAUGAAGCCAUACCCAACGCCAAAAACUGAGGCUCAAGAGACAUUCAACGAGAGACUAGCUAAGUGCCGAGCCUGUGUGGAGAGAGCUUUUGGGGUCCUGAGAGCUCGCUGGAGAUGUUUGCAGAUGAGGCUGGAUGUCAGGGAGAAGCUCAUCCCAGUAGUCAUAGCUACAUGCUGUAUCCUACACAAUAUCUGUGAGAUCAAAGGUGAUGAGCUGUUGGAGCCACUAGAAAGCCCUAUUGCUACCGAAAACCAGAAUGCUUCUGCUAGGCCAAGGGUACCAUUGUCAGAAGCAGGAUUGACCAAAAGAGCUUGUCAGAUUAGGGCAGUUUAUUGCUCUUAUUUUGAAAAGAACCCUUUGUAAAAGAGCUGUGUGUCAUGAAAUACUGAAGUGAACUCCAUAGUACCAAGUUUUAUAGAAAUUAAAUAAAAGAUUGCUUUUGAAUA
Messenger RNA from Anolis carolinensis (green anole), 1745 nucleotides. RefSeq names its product transmembrane protein 219 (gene tmem219). The transcript has 2 exons. Bases 307 to 1662 code for a protein of 451 amino acids. Lineage: Eukaryota; Metazoa; Chordata; Lepidosauria; Squamata; Anolidae. The record is from RefSeq and is a predicted model, not a curated record.